AUGUCUGGUUCCUUGUCAGGUGUUGCAUGCUUCGCUCAACAAACAUCAAUAUAUAGCCUGAUAGAAAAGUUUGUCCCAUAUUUUGCAUCCUGAUUUAGCGGAAAUAUUAUAUGAAGUAAUUUCCUGAGAUGUCUGAACCUCAGAAUAAAAAAUCCGCCAUGACAACACUGGACCAGUUGAAGGAAUUAACUGUCAUAGUUGCAGACACUGGCGAUUUCGAAGCUAUGAAAGAAUAUAAGCCUACUGAUGCUACAACCAACCCUUCUCUGAUAUCAGCAGCAGCAAAUAUGCCAGCAUACCAACAUCUUAUUGAAGAGGCUGUUACCUUUGCCAAAAAAAGUGGAGGGACAAUGGAACAACAAAUAGAAGCUGCCAUGGAUAAGGUAUAUGUUUUGUUUGGUUUAGAGAUUCUGAAAAUUGUACCUGGCAGAGUUUCAACAGAGGUUGAUGCAAGAAUGUCAUUUGACAAAGAUGGGAUGAUUGCUAAAGCUAAAAAACUAAUAGAUAUGUAUAAAGCUGCUGGUGUGAGCAAAGACAGAAUUCUUAUUAAAUUAUCAUCAACAUGGGAAGGAAUAGAAGCAGCAAAGGUAUUAGAAAGCAAGUAUGGAAUACAUGUCAACAUGACUUUAUUGUUUAACUUUUAUCAAGCUGUAGCGUGUGCUGAAGCUGGAGCAACACUUAUUUCACCUUUUGUUGGAAGAAUUUAUGAUUGGUUUGUUAAAAAUACAGACCAGAAAACAUUUGAAAGAUUAGAUGAUCCAGGUGUGAAAAGUGUGACAAAAAUUUACAACUAUUACAAGAAAUUUGGCUAUGAUACAGUAGUAAUGGGUGCUUCCUUCAGAAAUACAGAUCAAAUUCUUGGUCUAGCUGGAUGUGAUCUCUUAACAAUCUCACCUGGUUUGCUAAAGAAACUGUCUGAGGCAAAUGAGCAGAUAUCUUCUGUUCUAUCCGAAAAAUUAGCAAAUUCUUGUGACUUGGAAGAGGUCACAGUAGAUGAAAACAAAUUUCGUUGGGAGAUGAAUGAAGAUGCCAUGGCAACAGAUAAAUUAGCCGAUGGAAUCAGACGAUUUGCUGUUGAUGCUGUUAAGCUAGAAAAUCUGUUCAAACAAAAAUUACAGUGAAAUAGGAGAAAAUUUAUGUACUUUCAAAAAUGAUAAUUUAGAUCUGUAGAUAUAUAUAUACAUAGAUAUAUGUUAGCAAGUUAAAACACUGCAAUCAAAUUAUAGAUUAAAAAGAGCGCUUCGAGUAUAUGAUACUAAAAUAAAGCUUUGCUUAAAAACUAUCAUAACAGGAUUUUUUUAAAUCAUUCAAAGCAAGAAUGAUAUCUAAAUAUUAUAUUAAUAAAAUUGUGGGAUAUUACAUCAUUCAUUUGAUGAUAACAUUUAUUAGCUUGAUAAUAUUUUGAUAAAUGUGAUGUAUAUUUCAGUGAAAUAAUAGUUGAUAAGACAAUAUAUACAUGUGUUCUUUAAAAAAAAGUUAUUUAAUAAAAUUUUAUGAAAUGAA
Mytilus californianus (California mussel) is the source of this 1503-nucleotide messenger RNA. Its product is annotated as transaldolase-like. The coding region runs from base 129 to 1121 and encodes 330 amino acids. Gene Ontology annotation, cellular component: cytoplasm; intracellular anatomical structure. The record is from RefSeq and is a predicted model, not a curated record. Gene Ontology annotation, biological process: carbohydrate metabolic process; pentose-phosphate shunt; pentose-phosphate shunt, non-oxidative branch. Lineage: Eukaryota; Metazoa; Mollusca; Bivalvia; Mytilida; Mytilidae. The transcript is spliced from 9 exons. Gene Ontology annotation, molecular function: transaldolase activity.